Molecule: messenger RNA, 825 nt
Organism: Homalodisca vitripennis (glassy-winged sharpshooter)
Lineage: Eukaryota; Metazoa; Arthropoda; Insecta; Hemiptera; Cicadellidae
Exons: 1
Coding region: 1-825 (274 amino acids)
Source: RefSeq, a predicted model, not a curated record
AUGCGGCGCAACUCGCCCCUGUCUGAUGCAGAGAAGCAGAACGCCGCCAUCUACGAGAAUCUCGAAGCCAUCGCAGAGUCUGACUACUUCUCCAAAAUAAAACUCGGGCUGGGCGGGAACUGUCCGCGCGCAGCCUCAAAAGUGCUCCGCAGCAAGCUGCUCGAUUGCAGAGGCAGCCUUGGGCGGAAGUCCGGAUACAUAGAUCUUCUGAAGACGAGGGAGGCGUAUUCACCAACAGGCGCCGUAGGAUCAGCCGAGGUCUGGGCCGACCUGUAUGGCAUUGCCAGAAGCAGCGCGCAAAUGAGCCGCCUCUUAAGCGGCCUGCGCUUUUCCAUAGGCCACACACAUUGCGGCGUUCCACACCAAAAUACUUGGCCGCUAUUUUGCGAACCCCGGCUUGUUUCAGAGGAAGUUCAGCGCGGCAUACAAGGAAAACUUUGUGGAGCUGUACGCGGUGCUCAGAACCGCCGUUUGCAUCGCUUGCCAGCAACCCCGGCAGAAAUUAACGGCGAGGUCCUAGAACUGAGCAGAAAAAUAAUGGAGGAGAACGGCAGGGUCCGGGAAACAAGCAGGCCGGCGCACGGCGUGAGGGUCCCCUCGCCGCGUCCCGGCAUCUCGGACCAGGUGAAUCCCGACAAUAUUUUCAUAGACCCCCAGCAUAUCACUACUCUUACCGAGAUGCUAGAGCCUCUGGCCUGCCUGUCCUGCGCCAAGUGUCUCCUCUGGGGGACCAUCCAGCUCCGAGGGCUGCGGGCUGCUGUGAAGGCCAUAAACAGCAUUCCAAUUGACGAAGCUCGACCUUAUCUGCCUCGUCAACGCAUUUAG